Molecule: messenger RNA, 2314 nt
Organism: Sus scrofa (pig)
Lineage: Eukaryota; Metazoa; Chordata; Mammalia; Artiodactyla; Suidae
Gene: CDIN1
Product: CDAN1 interacting nuclease 1
Biological process (GO): erythrocyte differentiation
Cellular component (GO): cytoplasm; nucleus
Source: RefSeq, a predicted model, not a curated record
CUGACUUUUUUCUCCAAACAUUUAUUGAACGCCUACUAUUUUCUGAGAGCUAGGGAUUCAAAGAAGAGUAAGAAAUGAUUUACUUGAGCACCUAACCUUGAGGAGUGAGGGUGAUAUUCUUUGCCGCGGGCAGUCUGAUGAUGUGAGUUUUGUUUUCUAGUCUGUUUGCCAAAGUGGCCAUUACUGUCUGCAGAAGUAGUCGAACUCCCCUCAAUGCAAGCCAGGCGGUCUGUAUCCAGCGAUCCUAAAGGGGUUUGGGUUUUACAGUUCCUCCGCUCGGACUCGCAGAGCGCAGAGACUUUACCAGAGAGAAGGCGUAAAUCUUUAUAAAGCCAGCCUCCGAUUGGUGCUGCAGGAAAACGGCGCGUUUGGAAGCGUGUUCAAAUCGCGCGCCCUGGCUGUGGCUUUCCCGGGCUCAGGCUUAAGAAUCGCGGGUACGUGUGUGCCCUGCUAUCCGGUCGAUGAGCCAGGGCUCCCUGCCUUCUGGCAACAGGGAAGGUGUGAGCUCCACGAGAAUCCCAGGUUAAUCCCAGUCAAUCGCAGGCCACUCUGCUGAGCAUCUUCUCCCAGGAGUACCAGAAACAUAUUAAGAGAACACAUGCCAAACAUCAUACUUCAGAAGCAAUUGAAAGUUAUUACCAGAGGUAUCUGAAUGGAGUGGGGAAAAACGGAGCUGCCCCAGUGCUCCUGGAGCUAGCCAAUGAGGUGGACUACGCACCCUCAUUAAUGGCUCGGAUCAUACUAGAAAGGUUUCUACAGGAGCACAAGGAAACUCCACCCUCCAAGUCUGUUAUAAAUAGUAUGCUACGGGACCCUUCUCAGAUUCCAGAUGGAGUUCUAGCAAAUCAGGUCUAUCAGUGCAUCGUGAACGACUGCUGUUAUGGACCACUGGUGGACUGCAUCAAACACGCCAUUGGUUAUGAGCAUGAAGUCCUGCUAAGAGAUUUGCUUCUGGAGAAAAACCUGUCCUUCCUUGAUGAAGAUCAGCUCCGUGCAAAGGGUUAUGACAAAACUCCAGACUUUAUUUUACAAGUACCCGUUGCUGUAGAAGGGCACAUAAUUCACUGGAUUGAAAGCAAAGCUUCAUUUGGUGAUGAAUGUAGCCACCACGCCUACCUGCAUGACCAGUUCUGGAGCUACUGGAAUAGGUUUGGACCGGGUUUAGUCAUCUACUGGUAUGGAUUUAUCCAGGAGCUGGACUGUAACCGGGAGAGAGGCAUCUUGCUCCAAGCCUGUUUUCCCACCGACAUCGUCACCUUAUGCCAUAACGUAGCUUGACCCCAAUGAUCCUGGAAGAGAAGCCGGGAGGAAAAGGUGAAUCCGGAAGCAAUUUUACUUUCCUGCCACGUAAACUCCUGGCAACAUCUGCCCUGAACUUCAGCUGAACUCUCACUGCCCAUGGUCACACCACUACCUCUUUAGACAAACAUAUCAAGAGUUUCUGUUUUCCUUCAUCCGUUGCUGAUGUGAACAGCCAAGUACUACAGACACAACCCACUCAUUAUCAGCAUUUCUGUCUCUGUCAAACAGUUAGUUUAUAGAUAGUCAUAAUCUUUCUUCCUUCCGGAUGGUUUCUCCUUAUAUACUGAACAAAAGGAAAAAUGUGGAGACUGAAAGGUGUGAUUUUUCAAUUCUCCUCCCACUUACCGAAUCACCCUCUGAUUUUUUUUUUUUCCAAGCCUUUAUUCACUCUCUCUCCCUUCCCAUUUCUCUUCGUGUGUACUCAUGGAUACCGAGGGUUGCUUUACUGUUCUGGAAUAAUCUAGCAUAGUCCUAGCAAAGCCAAAAUCUUGAAGGCUACAACUCGAUUUUCACUCUCACCUGCAAGGGCAGACCUCGCUGGGAACCCAUGCUUGUUUUGUCCAGUCUUUAUGGUUUCCUGACUUGGAUGGCAUUAAGCCAAGCUGCAAAAAUAUACUCGAGAAUUUCCUCUUUAUAAUACACAUUCGAACACCAAACAUGUUCCAUUUAUCUCAUAGAAAAGCAUCAAUUACGUUGUGUCUGGAAACCACACUCCUUCUCUGGACUGAGGGCCGAGGGGAGAGGGUGGAAAGUCGGUGCCAGCACUGACAAGAGUUUAUUUUUAAACACGGCUAGCAUCGGUAUGUAUGGUCGUCGGUAUUUUUAUGAGUAUAAUUUUUCAAAAGCGCAUUUUGUACCCUGCUUUGUAUCUGCAUUUUAUACCACAUAAUUAUACAACACUCAAAUAAUUUAGGCAUUAGGAAUGUUCCUGCUUUGAGUGAAUUAAGUGUACCAAAAAUAAACCUGGAGCUAUUUUCAAGUAAGCAAAAUAAAGGAAGUUUCGGAUUGUUCA